Molecule: messenger RNA, 1080 nt
Organism: Leishmania braziliensis MHOM/BR/75/M2904
Lineage: Eukaryota; Euglenozoa; Kinetoplastea; Trypanosomatida; Trypanosomatidae
Exons: 1
Coding region: 1-1080 (359 amino acids)
Source: RefSeq, a predicted model, not a curated record
AUGUACAGCAGCGACGAGUCCGAGCUUAGCUGCGACUCUAGUGGCUCCCUGCAGCAACAGCCUAAUACGCGCAUCCAGACGAAUGCGCAGAAGCAGUACGAGGAUGGACCCGAUGUUUAUGAUAACUUCGAUGACAAAGAGCCAGAGGUGGUGACCACUGACAGUGAUGAAAGUGCCACGUAUGUGCAGGGCACAGGUGACCGCGGCUACUGGGGGCCGGUGGGCGAGUCGACUCUGCCGACUGAGUGCAUCGAGCGCUGCGCUGUUCUGAUUGACUGUUCCAUGUUCGACCCGGCACUGCCGCAGGGCGACUGCAAUGAGCAAGUCGUGGAAUGGAGCAUCCGUGUCAUCCAGUAUCCAUUCCAGGCGCUGGAACACGAGUUAGCCGAGACAAUGCUCUACAUAGCAGAGGUGGAUGCGUCGUACAUGACGAAGUUGGUGCGGGCGCAGACGGUGCAGCGCUGGCGGCAGCUUAUCGCGAGUCACCACGGUGUUCCCUGCCUUCCGCGUGGCAUCAGCUACCAGUUUAAGGAGCUGCAUCGCACUAUACGCACGUUCCGCACAUACGUGGACGAAUUCUGCCACUCCCUCCUGGACGAGAAAAAAGGCCCCAGUCGCGUCGCAAAGGGGGCCUCUCAGCAGUCAAGUGGUAGUGGCGCUGCCAGCGAGGACACGUGUAUGAUAGUAGCGAGGACGAAAGAGGAGGUGCUCGAUUACUUGCCAGAUAAGUUCUGGCGCAUCAUUGAGGCCGCCACAAAGACGUGCGAGUCUGAGGAAAUGAAGCGCCAAAUCGCCUUUUUCACGGCAGAGCGGCGACGUGAUGAGGUUCUCCGUGCGUUGCUGUGGCUGCAGAAGAAGGCUAAGAUAUCGCUGCCGCCGUACCACGUCUUCACGAUUGCCUCUGCCCUCGGAGAGGAGUGGGAGGAGCUUGUGGCGAGAGAGAUGACGAAUUUCUGCUGCCGGUACCACAGCCAUUUAAUGAUAAAUAAAUACGGCAACCCCCACCACUGCUGCGAGAGUACGGUGAGGGCGAUGGCGCAUGUCAUCAACGCGGCAGUCCGCCAGCAGCACGGAGGCUAA